Messenger RNA from Dendronephthya gigantea, 1308 nucleotides. RefSeq lists its product as uncharacterized. The record is from RefSeq and is a predicted model, not a curated record. NCBI's taxonomy places the organism in Eukaryota, Metazoa, Cnidaria, Anthozoa, Malacalcyonacea, Nephtheidae. Gene Ontology annotation, molecular function: protein dimerization activity. Bases 1 to 1308 code for a protein of 435 amino acids. The transcript has a single exon.
AUGGUUGUCUGUCCCACUAAAUCACUGUUCAUCGAAUCAGUUUACACAGGAGAGCAAGGUCAUGAUGCGGAAUGGUUGGCCCAAGAUCUCAGCCGUGUUAUAGAUCAUCUUGGAGAUAAUGUAGCUGGUGCAGUGACAGACAAUAUAUCAGCAAACAAGAAAAUGUGGGGUAUCUUAGAACAAAAGUAUCCUACACAUUUUUUCCAUGGUUGUGUUGCUCAUGGGCUUAAUCUUCUCGUCAAAGAUAUCUUCUGUGCCAAAAAGAAAGUACCACCUGGUGGUGGCCCAGCUGCAUACCCAGAUGGUUAUCCUUUUGAAGAUCUCAUGGUGUUUGCUAAUGAUUGCAAAGAAGUGGUCAUGUUUUUUCACAACCAUCAUGGGGUGAAGGCAAGAUUGAAAAAGGCAUUAGCUUCAGCAAAGUUGUCAAGUCUGGUAAAGCCAGCCCCAACUCGAUGGGGUACCAUACAUGGUUGUUUCAAAUUGCUGAAAGCAGCUGAUGAUAUUCUCAAUUCUCUGGUAUCUGAAAGAGAUUUUGUGAACAAAGGGAGUGCCAAACAAAAGGACAAACGUCUGGAGAUCAAAGCAAUUGUUACGGAUCCAGAUUUUGUCAAAAACCUAGAUGAAAGUAUCAAGAUUCUUCAGCCAAUUGACAAGUUAAUAAAGUUAUUCCAAAGUGAUGCAGUCCCCUGUUCCGAUGCUUACCAUGCCUUUCUUGAGUUGGAGAAACUGAUGCAGGAGCUCACUAUCGAGGAGAGAAAGAAAGCCUACCUAGUUAAACUUGUCCGUGACAGGUUUGAUUUCAUGUAUGGAGAUGCCCAUGGCAUUGCCUACUUGUUGGAUCCAAGAUAUCUUGGGGAUGGAAUGUCGCGCACAUUGAGAAGAGAAGUUGAAGAUUUCAUCUAUGGAUAUCCAACUAAAGAUGGUACUACCAACAACACCAGAAAGGAGCAGAUGGCCCAGGAGUAUACUGCUUUUCGGAUAGAGGCUCUUGAGGAAAAACAGCGACAGUCAUUUCGCUUCAAAUUAAUUGGACAGUCCAAGUCAGUUCUCCAGUGGUGGAUUGCUGAUGGCAUUGACUGGCCUUUACUGCAGGACCUGGCAAAGCGAGUUUUUUCAUUACCAGCUUCAUCAACUGCAUCUGAACGAAACUUUUCCACAUUCUCAUUUGUUCACUCAAAACUCCGAAACCGUCUUGAUAAAGAGAAAGUUCUAAAACUUGUUUACAUCAAAACAAACACAAUGCAAAUAGAUGGCAAUGUUAGUGUUAUGAGUGAUGAUGAUUCUGACAUGAGCACAGAUGAAGAAUAG